Messenger RNA from Diuraphis noxia (Russian wheat aphid), 791 nucleotides. RefSeq lists its product as uncharacterized. Lineage: Eukaryota; Metazoa; Arthropoda; Insecta; Hemiptera; Aphididae. Gene Ontology annotation, molecular function: protein binding. Gene Ontology annotation, cellular component: nucleus. The record is from RefSeq and is a predicted model, not a curated record. Gene Ontology annotation, biological process: regulation of transcription by RNA polymerase II.
UGCAAUUUAUAUAAAUUGAUUUUAUGCUAAAUAAUGAUUGUUUUUUUUUUAAUUUUAGGGCUAUACCGAAGAUAUAUUUGUCCAAACCAAUGUGGUCAUAGUUAUACAAGAAAAGAUAACCUAACGAGACAUAUGAAAACAAAAUGCGGUAUUUUGAAAUUAUUUUUGUGUGAGAUUUGUAUGAAAUCUUAUGCUCAACGUGAUGCACUUGAAAAUCAUUUAAAACUAGUACACAAAUGUAAUUUAGAAUCAUCAAUUGAUAAUAUAUACAUGAUUAAUAUUAAUGCCAACUUUCGAUCGGUUCUAUUGCCCACGUGGAUGUGGCCGAAGUUAUAAAAGAAAAGAUCACUGUUGGCGACAUAUUAAGUAUGAGUGUGGAGUACCAAGACAAUUCAAAUGCCUAUAUUGUUCAAGGAGUUUUGCUCAUAAUAGUGCUUUAAAAAAACAUGUAUUAGUUGUUCAUAAAAUCAUAAACAAAGAUUCAGGAAAUCGACGAUCACGUAAAUCAGAAUAAACCUUGCCUGCUUAAAUUUGUUCAAACAAUUAUUUUAUUUGUAACAUCUAAAUACUGUUGUUUUAUAUGAUGUGAAAAAAUAUUUAAGUUACAUAUAAUAUUUUAUACAGUAUAUYCAAUAUACCAAAUUCUUCUAGUACUAAAAUUUUGUAUGCUAUUUAUAGGAUCUAUUUUGUAGAAAGUUGAUAUUUAUAUCUACCAAAAAACCAUUUACUAUUUGACGGUAUCCGAUAUUUAGAAUUGUUUGUUUGGAGAAGUUUCACUGUGUAAAAUAAUA